CAUGAUGUGAGGGGCAUGGCGGCUGCCAUUUUGGGAGGGGAAGCGCUGAGGAGGGGCGGGGAGGGCGCAGGGCGCUGUGGAGACGUUUCCGCUGCCGGGGCGGGCGGAGGUGACCGUGGGGAGUCCUUCGGUGCCGCCAUGGGGCUGCACGGCGCCGCCGGGCGCGGCGGGGAGCCUGAGGAGGAGGAGGAGGAAGAGCUGGUGGUAAGUCGGGGCUGCGGGCCGUGGGGGGCUCGGUGCGGGGCUCCCCGUGCUCACCGCAGCCCUGUGCCCCCCCCCUCCCCCCCACAGGACCCCCUGACCACCGUGCGGGAGCACUGCGAGCAGACGGAGCAGUGCGCCAAGGCGCGGGAGCGGCUGGAGCUGUGCGACGCCAGGGUGUCCUCCAGGUCCCAGACAGAGGAGCAGUGCACCGAGGAGCUCUUCGACUUCCUUCACGCCAGGGACCACUGCGUUGCUCACAAGCUCUUUACCAAGCUGAAGUGAACACGGGAGUGAUUGUCCAUCUGCUUCCAUAAUCUAACAGAGAACUCUUGUCGGUUCUUGGAUUCACAGUUCUGCUUCCUGCCUGUUUAUUGUCAAUGUGAACUAAAAACGGAGUGGCUUUCUGGCAGUGAGUGAGUGCCAGCAUGUCACUGCAUCUGUUCUCAUGGAAGAUGUGCAGCUACACAAAACCCAUGCUGAUGUUCUGUAAUUUUCCAUAUUAAACAUUCAAAGUUCCUGUGGAAA
Molecule: messenger RNA, 729 nt
Organism: Oxyura jamaicensis (ruddy duck)
Lineage: Eukaryota; Metazoa; Chordata; Aves; Anseriformes; Anatidae
Product: cytochrome b-c1 complex subunit 6, mitochondrial
Exons: 4
Coding region: 16-486 (156 amino acids)
Biological process (GO): mitochondrial electron transport, ubiquinol to cytochrome c
Source: RefSeq, a predicted model, not a curated record